Molecule: messenger RNA, 1268 nt
Organism: Malurus melanocephalus (red-backed fairy wren)
Lineage: Eukaryota; Metazoa; Chordata; Aves; Passeriformes; Maluridae
Gene: BBOX1
Product: gamma-butyrobetaine hydroxylase 1
Exons: 7
Coding region: 105-1265 (386 amino acids)
Biological process (GO): carnitine biosynthetic process
Cellular component (GO): mitochondrion
Molecular function (GO): iron ion binding; gamma-butyrobetaine dioxygenase activity
Source: RefSeq, a predicted model, not a curated record
CUCGGAGCCCCUGAGGCCGGGCYGCACAGGGCCGGGACGAGGGAGGAGCUCUGCCCUGUCCCCAGCGCCUUCUGCCGGAGCUCCACGGCUCCCAGCAGCUCAGCAUGAGCCCGGGCAUUCGCAAAGUGGAGAGUUUGGGCUAUUUUGUGUGCGUGGAGUGGGAGGAUGGCGGGGAGAGCCGAUAUCCGUGUGUGUGGCUGAGGGACAGCUGCCCGUGCUCCCGCUGCUGCCUGCCCUCAGCCGGGGCGCGCCGGCUGCUCCUGCAGGAGCUCGAUAUCAACAUCGUGGCCCWGCAGGUCGCUCUGACAGACAAGAAAAAGAUCUCUGUUACAUGGUCUGAUGGGCACACAAGCGAAUAUGAAGCUGAGUGGUUGAAGAAAAGAUGCUUCUCUGAAGAAGCCAGAGCUGUAAUGCGGCAAGAUUUAUUUUUACCAGAACAGCAGCACUGGGGCUCAGACCUUCAGCUUCCCAAAAUACCUUUCGAAGAAAUCUUGUGCAAUGAUGAAAGUGCUUACAAGUGGUUGUGCACCCUGAAGAAAGUAGGAAUUGUUCUGCUGACAGGAGCUGCAGCCAAGCAGGGAGAAUUGAUUAGACUUGGCCAAAGGAUUGGGUUCCUGCGUCUCACGUUUUAUGGACCAACUUGGCAAGUGCAAGACAAAGCAGAUGCUAACAAUGUGGCUUACACAAGUGGGAGACUCUGUUUYCACACUGAUUAUCCUGUUCUGCAGCAUCCACCUGGGGUUCAGUUUCUUCAUUGUAUAAAGCAAACAGAUGAAGGAGGUGAAAGUGAGGUUGUAGAUGGAUUUCAUGUGUGCAACAAGCUGAAGAAACAAAACCCUGAGGCGUUUGRGAUCCUGUCCUCUACUGCUGUAGACUACGCUGAUGUUGGGGUGGAUUAUUGUGAUUUUGCUGUGCACUGCAAACAAAGGAUUAUAGACACGGAUUCCAGAGGCCAAGCAAUUCGCAUCAAUUAUAAUAAUGCAACAAGAGACACAGUGUUUGACAUACCAGCUGAAAAAGUGAGGCCAUUUUAUGCAGCUCUGAAGGAAUUUAAUGAUUUAUUAAACAGUGCAGAGCACAAGUUUACUUACAAGCUGAAACCAGGAGAUGUUGUGACAUUUGAUAACUGGCGUGUUCUUCACGGCCGCCAGAGUUACUCACCCUGUGCAGAGCUGAGCCGCCACCUGGAGGGCGCCUAUGCAGACUGGGAUGUGGUCAUGUCCCGGCUCUGGAUCCUCAGGAAGAGAGUUCUCAAAGGGGAUUGAGCU